AUGGAGUUCGACUGCAACUCCCUAUACUCAUUUAUAAUAGUAUGCGCUGUUUCAUCUCUCUCAGUAGCCAUCGGAAUUGGAGGAGGGAUUCUUUAUGUCCCAAUUCUUGGAGUUUUAUACCAUGAUGUAGCCCUUGGAGUUUACUUAUCAAAGAUUUCAAUUCUAAUUACGUCUUUUUUGGGAACAACAUACCAUAUAUGCAAUGAUGUUUAUAUUUUAGUUAAACAGAGAAGGAUUAAUAAACCAGAUGAAGAAUCUCAUUCUGAUUUAACACUUAAAACACCUGAAACUCCCAGGGUUUAUUUUGUUCUAGCGCUUUCUCUUCUCCCAUCUUGUAUAGUAGGCACAAAUUUAGGAACUAGAUUACACUUUUAUGCAAAAAAAUACCUCAAAAUCUUACUCACAUCUGUGGUUCUUUUAUCUAUACUUCUUACAUUUAUAAAGCUGUACCUAAUGUAUAAAAGUAGUAAAACAAAGCUAAAUUUGAAAUUAGAAUCUAAAAAUUUUGAAAACAUUGUUGUUGAAAGCUCAAAUGGUGAAGGUGUAAAUAAAGGAAUAAUAUCAACGAUUUUAGGGGCAUAUGAUAAAUCUAGUUUACACACAGUUAAAAUGAGGUCCAUUUCAUUUGCCCUAAUAGCAUUUUGUAUCAUAUUGUACUAUAUAUGUGUAAGAUUUGAAGAUUCAUUCACCCCUAUUCCUAUAUUGGUUUUGCUUUUCUUUAUUGGACUGUAUUUUUCAAUUAGGCUGAGGAUGUCAUUCAGGUUGUUUAAAGAAAACGAUGAAACAAAUGAAGGUGAUGGUGAUGAAGAAAUGAAAGAAAAAGAGAAAAAAGAAACAAAGUUUAGCAAAUUUUUGGAACAGGGAAUACACAUUAUUUUCUUGAAUACACUGGUAGCCAUUUUCUCUGGAUUAAUGUCAGGUACAAUAGGAAUAGGCUCAGGAAUAUUCCUUAUUCCAUUAUUACAGUACCUAAACGUGCCACCGAUCUCCUGCUCAGCUACGUCCAAUCUGUUAACAAUGUCAAUGUCGAUAGCGACUCUUUCAAGAUUCUCAUUCAAAAUAGAUUUACCAGGGAAAAUGUUUAUACCACCAAUAUGUGGAUCGCUGUUAGGGACAUCACUAUCUCUAUUUAUCAUAAGGUCAUUAAUUAAGGACAAAAUCACAGGGCUAUUCAUAAACCUCACUCUUCUUACAUAUUGUAUUUUAUCUAUCAUUGUAUCAUGGGCAAUUUAA
Molecule: messenger RNA, 1233 nt
Organism: Theileria annulata
Lineage: Eukaryota; Apicomplexa; Aconoidasida; Piroplasmida; Theileriidae
Exons: 1
Coding region: 1-1233 (410 amino acids)
Cellular component (GO): membrane
Source: RefSeq, a predicted model, not a curated record